Brassica rapa (field mustard) is the source of this 2422-nucleotide messenger RNA. RefSeq lists its product as uncharacterized. The record is from RefSeq and is a predicted model, not a curated record. NCBI's taxonomy places the organism in Eukaryota, Viridiplantae, Streptophyta, Magnoliopsida, Brassicales, Brassicaceae.
UCGAAGGAUAAAGAAAGGGAGAAGGACGUAAAAGUCUCAAACAUGUCUGAACGAAGAUCUGUGGUUCUUGCUCUUCCUGCUCUCUCCCAAUAUCCAGCAAUUCUCCACCGAAAUAACAGGAGAAUGUUUUGUGGACUCAAUGAAGCUGUUCAAGCUAAUGAAUCAGAAGCUAUUAGUAUCUCGGAUGAGGAUCAUGGUAAUCCUAUAUCUAGCGUAUAUUCAGAAAAUAAUUGUGUUCGUGGUCGUGCUGGAGGUCGUGGCCGUAACCAUAGGCGUGGCCGUGGUCGUGGUCGUGGCCGUGGUCGUGAUAAUCAUGAUCUUGGUGGUCCAAGUAGAAACAGUAGCGACAACCGGAGCUUAAGACAACGUUGUCCUGUUUUGGGAAGCCAGGCAAAUCCGCGCAUCCCGGGUCAACCAUCUUCGACAAACAAUAUGGUUAAUAAUGAUGUAGUCGAAGUUGUUAACUUGGAGAGUUAUACAGAUGAAGAUGGUGAGAACAAUAAACAAUACUAUUUGAUUUAUAAUUGGCAAAGUAUGUUCCGGUUGCUGCUGAAAGCCAAAGAAGCUGAUUUUUUUUUUCUCGUUUUUGAACAUUUAGAUGCUUUAGUGUAUGGAGGCUUAGAAGAUUUACCAUGUUGGAAAAAUUCGCAACAGGUUUGUAAUAGCAAAUUAUAUAUAUACAUACAUAUUAAUAUUUUGUGUAAGAGAUUAAAUUUAAGAAUAAUGUGACAUUUUUUUCUUUUGGUUUUACAGAUGUAUGGUGACUGGCGUAAAUGGUGAUCUGAAUCAAGUUGGUGAAGUUAUCUUUUUGGGUAUUUAUCUGAAUGUAUUGACAGUGAGAUGUUUUUCAAUUGACUGCUGCGUUUUAAAGGUUACAAACUAUAUUAAUGAUUUGAGACAAAUAUUGAUACCCAUAGCUAAGGAUUUUAAAAAAAUAAUAUCAUAAAUUUGGACAGAAGGUUUGCAUUAUUUCCCUUAUGCAUAUGCGCUUGCAAAAAUUUCUAAACCAUAAUGUAGUAGGCAGAGUUGGGCCAGUUGGCUACUCAGAUCUUCCUCUUAUAGUGAUUCUGACAAAUUAGAAAGUACAAAAGAAUCAUUCGUUUGCCACUUUCUUACUAAACGACAGUGUUUUGCUUAUCUCUCUUUUGUCUUUUCCCAACUAUUCAAGAUCUUCACUAGCAAUAAAUAAUGAAUACAUUUACACACCCCAAGAGCUAAGGAAGACAAAAAUAUUCUUAAAUAAUCACGACGUCAGACUUUGAAUCGGAUAUCCAUUUGACCAUACCGUCUGGAUACCACAAAGAUUACGUUUCUGUGUAAAAGUCCAUCACAUGUUCUCAAAAAAAUAAAGUAGGAGAAAAAAAGAACUGAAUGGUUGGUUGGUAAAGAAAGAUGAUACGUAGCUUCCGGUUUAGAGCUCCGACGAACCAUCCCGGUUCCUCCAUCAAAACCGACCACAGCCACCGGUUAAUCAGGUUUCCAACGAAAUGCUCGUCACCAGAUCUCAGCCAUUACACGGUUCUUGGUUUGACUCCUUUUGCAUCUCAAGCCGAAGUCAAGCGAGCCUUCAAACGUCUCGCCCUUAAGGUAAUAAUGUCCCAGUUUGUGUCCUAUCUCUUGUUUUUGUUUCUUCUUUCUUUGGGAGAAAUGUUCCAACUUUAAUUCGAAUCAAUUCAAGAAAUAAAGGGAUGUAAUAAGAUAAGAAAAUAAAUAAAUGAGUGAUUGCAGUACCAUCCAGAUGUGCAAAAGGGACAGGAGAAGGAUUUCAAGGAGAUCAUAUCAGCUUACGAGGUUAAUUUUCUUGUUCUCUUUUCUGUUUCUUGAUUUUCUUUUUAAAAUUUUAAUUAAUGGGUUAUUAAAUAUCAAGAAAGAAAGCCUUGCUUUUGACCUGUUUGUUUGUAUGUGAUUUUAUUGUACUUCUUGUUUUCUUUUCAUAUUAUGACUUCAUUGUGGUAUUUAGACACUCUAAUAUAGAACUGAGAGCUUAGUAUACUCCAUAUAACAGCCACGAACUCACAUUGUCUUUUGUAUCCAUGAUCCAUCACAUUUCAGUGUUUGAUGCAAAAGUUUGAGAGUCAAGAAGAAGAAGAAGUAGAGGAGAUUACAGAACUGGAUGCAACCGACGAGUGGGAAGAAUGGAUGGGAUUCGAAGGUGGGAUACCAUCAAGCGUGUACACUUCUUUUUAGAGAAAAUACCAACGUGUACUUGUUACACCAAAUAGAGGUAGAGUCAUAUUAACCAAGAUUUUGAACUGUCACCGGAGAAAAGAUAUAAUAUGAAAUUGAAAUGUCUGAACUUAAAAAAAAAACCAUUAGUAAUUUCUUAUGAUAAUAAAUUAUGGUGUAAACAUAAAAAUUACUUGUUAUGGUAAUUUUAAUUUUAUUUUAAAUUGGUUGAAUAAAUAUUAUGGUUUAUGCAUUA